This is a messenger RNA of Podospora pseudocomata, 2343 nucleotides long. RefSeq lists its product as uncharacterized. The transcript is spliced from 2 exons. Gene Ontology annotation, biological process: peptidyl-serine phosphorylation; peptidyl-threonine phosphorylation. NCBI's taxonomy places the organism in Eukaryota, Fungi, Ascomycota, Sordariomycetes, Sordariales, Podosporaceae. The record is from RefSeq and is a predicted model, not a curated record. Gene Ontology annotation, molecular function: protein serine/threonine kinase activity; ATP binding. The coding region runs from base 595 to 2343 and encodes 582 amino acids.
GGAUUCCUUAUCUCUGAAUUCUUGAUCGGCCAGAAAGGACGUACCUUAUCCCGAGUUUUCAUCGCAUUCAUCCCGUCACGGGGACAAAAAGAGUGUUGCCUAGCUAGACUAAGUCUCCGAUUGCGCUUGGAUGCCUUUAGACUUACCGGAUCCUGAAGAAAUGUCCCGAUUCCUGUCCAUGGCUCAUUCAGGCUAUGCCCAAUGCCGACAUGCGACUUGCACUGCUUGUUGGUCCCGGGCCCGGAUUCCUGGUGACCAAUAGAGGGCCUCUCACACACCACCUCUUCUCUUCACACACCCUUAGCACUUGUUUUACGACUCCGGCACCCCCCAGGCGUCCUUCAGGCAUCUCCAAGGCAUCCUCCACACCCUUUGAGCGAAUAUCGAGUCAUCCAAUAUGGUCCGCAUGGUCCGCCAUCAUGAAGGGUAUGUAGUCUCGUCUUGAGUCUUAAACUGGAAAAGUCCCAAAUAAAACUUGCAUCAAUCAAUUCCCUUCGCUUCUGCACUUUCGUUUACAUGCGCUGAAUUGCUGCCCCUGGUGCUUUAGCUUGAAGACCCGCCUGUCCGCAUUUGCCAAGAUCGUCCCAGGGCACCAUGUCAGGGCCUCUUUAUAAGUCGCUGAAAGGCAGCCUUACCACGUCAAGCCUUGGCGAAAUCCAGUUUCUACCGCGGAGCGUUGUGGAAGCAAAGGUUACCAUUGAGAAAAUCACCCCACAUCUCAGUUUUGGAUCACGACUUUACACUCUGGUCUCCGAAGAUAGCCUGGCCCGUCAGAUUCAUCAACAGGCAAGGAGGGUGUUUGCUAUUCUUGUCCUUAUCGGCAAGCCAUCAGCAAUCCAGACCUUAUUCACGAAGGACGGCCUUACCGAUGAUCAUCUCCCUCUUGAGGUUGUCAAAAAUGGAGAGCAUGAUACCAUCGUCUCUUCAACCACUCAGAAAUCGUUUCCGGCGUUCGACAACUGGGGAGAUCCGGCUGCCGUCGACAGCUUUCUCGAGAAGCAAUACCUUGUUCUGGCACCAGUGUUUCACACAGCUGGCCAGGCCCUGAAGUUGAACCGCAGUCAUCCCCUACCCUUCGAGGAAUGCACAUGGAAGGCGAGCGGGAGUGACGGCGUAUCGGUCUAUCAUGGCAGACUUCAUCCUUCCCACCAGGUGCCUCCUUUCACAGCCACCUCGUACGACAGGAUCGCUAUCAAAGAAAUCCCAGACAAGAAAGCCUUCGACCGAGAAAAGGAGAACCUCGACAGAAUCCAAUCCUUACACCACAAUCAUCUGAUACGUCUUCUCGGAAGCUGCGAGAAAGGUUCCGUAAAUUACUUCUUCUUCCCUUGGGCAGCUGGUGGUAAUCUGAGGGACCUUUGGCACCUCCAAGGGGAUGGCUCACGCACGAGCUUGUGGACACCGCAGACCAUUGCAUGGGCUCUCGAUCAAAUGCUUGGUCUCGUGGAUGCCAUCAGAAUCCUCCACGACAAUGGAAUCCGCCAUGGGGACAUCAAACCCCAGAAUAUCCUUCACUUUCCUGAAGCCACCCAAGGAUCCGGUAAAAUUGGAGGUAGACUUGUCCUUGCGGAUGUCGGAGUGUCCAAGUUUCACCACGAGGCGACGGCACUCAGAAACGAGGCCACAAACACUCGAGAUGCGACCAUAUCUUACGAAGCUCCUGAGGCUACCUCCGAGUUCAAAAACGGAAAACCAAGGCCUCGUCGCUAUGACAUGUGGUCAUUGGGCUGCAUGUUUCUGGAGUUUGUGGUCUGGCUUCAAUACGAAUUCGAGGCCGUCGAGAUGUUUCGCAAACAGCGGAUGCCGCGACGAGGAGACCCCAGGACAGCUCCUGGAAACUUCUUCACACAGUCCACCACCGACGAUGGCCCGGCGACUAUUCAUUCCAAAGUGAUUGAUGCAAUCAGGCUUCUGCGAGAUGACCCUCGCUGCUGCAGUGACGGGGACAGCACUACCGCUGUGGAGGAUCUCAUCACCUUGAUUGAGCGAGAUCUUUUGCAGAUAGAUCCUGAAAAGCGCGCCAAAGCACCUGCACUACACAAGAACCUCAACCGGAUUGUGCAACGGGCGCACCGGGACCCUCAGUACCUCUGCCGACUUGUCAACCCUUCCCCCGAGAUUCCCAGGUUCUUCCAAAGGAGUAAGCGGAGAGAUAGCAAAGGAAGUACUAGAAAGCUCUCUUUGUCAUCCUCCUCGUCUGUCAGCAGUUAUGCGGGCUCUUCAUUUACGCCAACCGACACAGGGAGAAGUCGACGGUCAUCGGUUUCAUCGGUCUCCAAUGUUGGACGAAUGUCAAAAAUGUCUUUAGGUGACGAGGCCGCGGUGAUUGAGGAGGAAUCAUGA